AUGUCAGAAUUUGAGCGCCGGGGUCGGGAUCCCCUCGCACGUUCCGACGCCCAGUACCAAAGGUCUGUUCCAGAUUAGGUGGUACACUUAAUAUACUAUUUAGCCGCACCAUUGGAGCAGGGUUAUAGGGCGCGUCUGAUCCCGCGGACGGUAAAGCAUGGACCGCAAUGGUGAAAAAUCGAACUUAGGCGAGUAACCAAGAGCAGUUCGGAUUGUUUGGCUGGGGUUUUCUCCUCCAACGUUUGGGCUCAAGAAUCCAACUAAAAGACAGCGGUGGUACAUAGUUAUUUAGUGGUGGUCCCCGGUUGCCUUGCAACAGUGCCGUCACUGGUCCUUGAGGAAUUUUAAAGGUAAUCGAUUAGCCAGGCCUCAUCCCCCCAGCGAGUUGGUAGCCUUGUCGCUGCUGGUCCGCUACUGUUUAUUCGUUAGGCCCGAGUACCCCUUCAGUUCGCGGCUAUGCCUAGAUGAAGACCGUUCCACUAUUCGACAUCCGUGGACGAGGCUGGAUAGCCAAAAGCUAACGGGCGAAACCGUCUCUCCGAUGAGGAAGAAUGACAAUAUCAAGGCAUGUAACAAACGAACCACAACCUACUGCAGAUCUGGGCAGUCUGCCAGCACACGCUAGGGGACCUAGUUUAAUAUGCAGCUCAACCAAGUUGGUAAAACAGCCUGGCAAACGCCGAAAUCGGUAUUAAAUAAUUUGGGUCUUAUAUACGACUGAUCGGUCCUUGUGGUGUGAAAAUAUGCUUAAAUAAUUCUGAGCAGUCUCCUUUGCAGGCCACUAUGCAGUGUAGUCGCCAGUAAGAAGACCUAGAAAACAGUGCCAAAUGUAAUUGGGCUAGAACCAUGACAACACAGGUUGCUUAGUGGCCAUUUAGUAGCAGCUCCGAUUUUUGUCGCAAGUCCACGUGUACUUGUCCAAAUGAUAAAGGCGGCACAAUCUGCGUGAGUAACAAGCUCCUCAAUGCAGAAGUCCCAGUUAUUUUGCGAUCUACUCCGCGCGGCAAGUCGCCUUAUCGGACCGUGGGACGCUUGCGCAGCUUGUCAACACAUUCGGCCGCGCACAACGUGCAAUGAAGAGUUGAUGCAGCAUGCGCGUGAGAAAGAACUGGUAAAUGAACUGUGUCCAACAAACACUCACAAUAAUCAGCUAAUAGUAAAAACAGCCAGAAAGUAAAAAAAAUAGAGUUAGUAGGAACUAGCAAUACUCGAGUACUCGAGUAUUGCUAGUUCCUACUAACUCUAUUUUUUACUUUCUGGUAGCUAAACCCUCACUCGUCGUUCGCCUGAUUACACGUGUAAUCAGGCGAACGACGAGUGAGGGUUUAGCUACCUCAAUACCCGGCGACACCGGAGAUUUCCUUAGGCGACCGAAAGAAUACGGCUCAUCGGGUCUUAAGGCUGUUAUUAAGGUACUUCUCGUUGUUUAAUCGUGAAAGCAACGAGAUGUAUCUCGAUGGAAGUAGAUCCAUCGGCCACGACUGCCCUCGAGUAGUUCAAAACGCCUUUUCUAUAGGUGCCAGAAAGGGCAAAAAAACACGAAAGCAAAAUUCAGCAAAUUAGUUGGCAAAAAUGACUGGAACCAAAAUUGUAAAACGAAGAAUCCGGGAGUGAGUAAAAAACGGAGUCGCGGUAUGGACGCGUUUUGAAGAACACGGCUCCAAAACCGUGAACACAAAAAACCUAGCCACCAAAAUUCAUCACAUUUUUGCUUGUUCAAACAAAGCGUUCAAGGUGGCGAAGUUUAUUCCAUCUUUUUCAAUUCCCUACUUAAUUUUGAGUCAGUAUUAGAAAGAAAGGUCCACGAACCCAAACGAAAUGACGAAGUGAGAUCAACAAAGUUUUGCGGAACUAUGUGGAGUUGGUAUGUCAACGAAACUGCCGAACAUCCAAAUGGACCGAGGAAAAACAGGCCUUAUCCUGGCAUACAGAUCGCUAGCCCCCUUGAGAUAGUUUGUUCGUUGGACGACCACAUUAGCUAGGGUGUAACUAGACCCGCUUUUGGUCGUCUAUACGUUGAUGUAGGAUCUAAUGUCGCUCUCUAUUGCCCUAUUUUUGUCUUUCGGGAUACUAUAUUCUAUCUUGUAUAAGAAGGAUAACAGGGAGAGCGCUGGAUGAUCCUAUUAACGUAGAGUAAGUUAUGUAUUCUUAAGUUCAUUAUAAAAUUGCGAACGUCUAACCUGUGUUAGAUUCAAAAUAUAACAUUGUUAAUAGACUAUUCUUAUUGUUCAAUGCGAAUCCGUGCGGAUGAAAAGUAGGUUAGAAGUGCUUAACACGGCUGCUUGAAAGAAAACAUUUCGUCAAAAAAGUUCCUCAAAAAUUCUGCACCCAAGCUUGCCAGUUUACGGACAUUGUCGUGGAAAGAAUAAGCGCAAAUCCAGCUAGCAGUGAAAAAAAUCCUAAUAAUUAAAUAAAGAGAAUGACGUUUAUGUAUAGUUUAGAGAGGUCAGUAAAAGAAAGGGCAUUACAUGUCUCACACCAGAGGCUUUUGCCCGAAGCAAAACUCUCGGGAUAAUAGCGAGAGGCAAUUACAUUCAUGCUUUAGAUUAAGGGGCCAUAGCAAGAGUUCGAUCAUUGUUGUCCAGUUAGUCAUCCGACUGAAUGAAAUAUCUAGUAGUCUUUCCUGUGGUCAAAGGGUCUUUCCUGUGGUCAGAACCCGUCACAAUGAAGGCCGGACCUCUCCAACGAAUCAGUCAUUGAAGGUUAUAUCCGCAAAUGUGCAAAGCCUCUUCAACAAACUAGACGAACUAAGAGACUUAGUUGAUGAAAUUAAGCCAGACAUUAUGGCAUUCAAAGAAACGUGGCUUGCUGAAGAUAUCGCAGAUUCAGAAAUAUCACUUAGAGGAUAUCAGCAAUUCCGGAGAGAUAGGCUAAGCCGAGGAGGAGGAGGAGGAGGAGUCAUAAUUUAUGUCACUUGCAAGCUAAGCGCUAUGGCUGAUGUAAAAAGACCGGUACGGGAUGUGGAACUGCUAAGCGUUACCACAUCUACUAAGAAUGUCCGAUCAUUGACGCUUUCGGUGGUGUACCGUUCACCUAACCAUACUUCUCACCAAGAUCUCAUGCUUAUAUCCAAACUGUACCAAGCUAGCGAGAAGAAAGAUGUCCUUAUCGUUGGGGAUUUUAACGCUCCUGGCAUUGAUUGGCUAACGUGGACUGCACAAGGGCCGCAAGACUGCUUUAAUCACAGACUAAUACAAUGGGCAACGGACAAACUUCUCUGCCAGAAUGUUACCUUUGGAACACGGGUCAGGGAAGGGCAGCAGUCGAACUUCCUUGAUCUUAUUUUUACACGAGAGGAGGAAAAUGUGUUAGACCUGCAGGACCGACAGCCAUUAGGGUCAAGCGACCACAUCACGCUCUACUUCGAGUACUCACUGUUUUCCAAACCCGUCCAACCCGAGAGGUGGGAGAGAAACAUUUGGAAAGGGGACUAUCCUCUCAUGAGGAGGGAAGCGGCAGCUAUAUCAUGGGAGACUGAACUGCAUGGUCGAGCAAAUGAUAACUGGAAUACUUUCAGUUCCUUACUGAAAGAGAUUGUUUAUUCCAAUUGUCCUCUUAGAAGAAAGAAAAUCACAAACCGCCCAAAAUGGAUAAACCCGGACUUGAAGGCCUCUUUCAGAAAAAGGAAUCUUCUGUGGAGGCGUUACAGACUAACUGGCUCCGACGAACACUUACAGGACUAUAAGCGGCAACGAAACGUCUGUAAAAGUGAGGCCUCAAAGCUGCGAAAGAAGUUUGAACUAAACAUACUCCGAAAUUCGUUGGAGCAUCCGAAAGUUCUAUAUGGUUAUAUAUGAGGUACUAAAAGGAUUCAGGAGCUGAUCCCUGCCCUUAGGUCUGCAGAUGGGAAAGUGGAGAUUGAUGACCAGGUUAAAGCGUCCCUCCUUUCCGACUUCUUUCAGUCCGUCUUCACCCGAGAACCUAGUGCUAUAUUUGCCCAUCCAUCCAGUCGCCAACCAACCUCUCCUCCCAGUACCCUUCCCCAUCCUAUCCCCUCCCUACCCUCCUUAACCGAGGAACCACUCUUUUCAUCUACCAUAGUUAGUGCCGAGCUACUCCGGCUGAAACCUGCCAAAUCGCCUGGCCCAGAUAGAAUUCCCGCCCUAGCACUUCGUGAGCUUGCUAAUGAACUGUGCAAACCCUUAUCCGCAAUAUUUCAAAAGUCAUUUGAAGACGGCGAGCUCCCGGAAGAAUGGAAGUGCGCACUCAUUACUCCGAUCCAUAAAGGAGGCUCAAGACUUGACUGCGGAAAUUAUCGUCCUGUCAGUCUUACUUGCAUCGCGUGUAAAAUAAUGGAACGCAUUAUCAAAAGACACUUGAUGAAAUACCUGGAACAGAACAAAAUAUUGUGUGAUGCCCAACACGGCUUUCGUCCAGGGCGCUCCUGCCUAACGAGUGUUCUUUACUCGCACGAGACAUGGACACGAGCUACCGAUAAGGGUUUUCCAGUAGAUGUCAUAUUUUUUGACUUCAAGAAGGCCUUUGACAGUGUCCCACACAGGCUUCUUUUACAGAAGAUCUGGGAGGUAGGGAUUCAAGGAAGAAUGUUUAAGUGGAUCAGGAGUUUUCUGUCCUACAGACUACAAAGAGCCGUCGUUAGUAAUUCUACCUCGGAAUGGGUAAAGGUGGAAAGUGGUGUCCCACAGGGUUCUGUUUUAGGUCCAGUACUCUUCCUGAUUUAUGUUAAUGACUGCAUCAGCGAAGUGAAUUGCGAGGCUCUCAUGUUCGCGGAUGACAUAAAAAUAUGGAGUGAAUUCAAGUGUGAUGAUGACGCAGAGAAGUUGCAGUCGAACAUCAACAAACUGUGUGCUUGGUCAAAGAGAUAGCUUUUGAAGUUUAACGUGUCCAAAUGCGUGGUUUUGCACCUGAACACCGGCCGAAAUGCCUCUCCUAAACACCAGUACUAUAUUGACGGGACGAGGUUAGAAACUGUGGAAAGACACAAAUCUAUCACCAUCAGAACACUGUAGAAAGAUGGUCCAGAAGGCAACUAGUACUCUACAUUGGAUCAGACGUGCAUUUAAAAUAUUUCCUCCCGAACUUUUCGAAAGACUCUUUGGUGUCUUUGUAAGACCUCAUCUAGAGUAUGGAAUGCCAGCAGCCUCACUAUGCAUGAGGAAGGAUAUCAGCUUACUCGAACAGGUGCAACGCAGAGCGACAGAGAUGGUCGACGGUUUGAAGCAGUUGUCUUAUCAGGAGAGGCUGAAUUUGCUUGGCCUAUUCCCUCUCUCUUAUAGACAAAAAACUGCAGUCUACUCUGAACCUUCCGGAUUGUUCGCAGCCAGGGUUGCUCAUUAGGAGCAGAGGACUUCUUUGAGUUCGCCCGUACAAACCAACUACGCGGCCAUGCAUACAAAGUCGGGAAUGAGCGCACGCGUUUAGACCGACGAAAAUUUUCAUUCAGCCAGCGGGUUGUCAGACCGUGGAACUCGCUUCCAAGCGAGAUGGUGACGGCUGACACAGUUUGUGUGUUUAAAAGAAAACUUGCUCGUCUAGUUUUCGACAGAAAUCGGCUUGUACAGCGUGAUUAUGCACAGCCUGUUUUGUAAAAUCUGUCAUAUACAAUCUUCCGCACUAAUUUACAGAGACCCCAUGCACUACCUUAUGAUUACGAUUGAACUGUGACCCAAUCACAUUCUAAAUGCCUGCAAUUUAAUUUAAUUUUUGAGUAUAAAUCUGCGAGAGCACUGUACAUAAAUAGGGUCAUCAAGGGCUCUGUCUGUAACCCUUCAAUAUACAUAUACAUACAUAUAAAUAUUUCAUGUAAUUUUGUUAAGAAGAUAAGAAUUUCGUCCAUUAACUCGUUAUUCAAACCUGAAAAAAAAUAUAAGUGCCAAUGCCAAUAGAAACGAAGAGUCGAGUCCCAGGAAGCAGUCUUGAAGAAGAAGAAGAAGAAGAAGAAGAAGAAGAAGAAGAAGAAGAAGAAGAAGAAGAAGAAGAAGAAGAAGAAGGCACGAUCGCCGGGACAAGAGCUUUAUUAGCCUGACGUUUCGGAUUCCUGCUCGAAUCCAUCUUCAGAGACAAAAGCAGAUAAGGGUGGUUCGUGCACAUGCGGCUGCAGUAUUUAUAGGACGCAGUAGCCAUGCUACCGCAUACCUAUGAAUAUUCACGGCUCUCUCCCCUUCAGCAGGGAUCGUUGCACGUGGCGUGAUGGCCGACAUUCGCGUCGUUAAUUGCUGCAAUUUCAUCACGUGCGUUGGAUCUUGGUGUGAUGAUUGCUCGACCAUCUGACGCGCUGACCGGGGUGUUGGGAAGAGUGCUCACCUGUGCGCUCGCCGCGUGACCAAUUACUCCGCCUAGACGAAGUCUCAGCUUCCCUAAGGUGCACAAAGACGGCGCCCCUCUCCGACCCAUCGUGUCGCUCAUAGGUACUCCAACGUACGGACUGGCUAAGUGGCUGUUCCGGCGUCUCAAGUUCCUGACCGCUGGGUCAGACACCACGGUCUCUUCGUCAGCACAAUUCCUGGAGAAACUCAAAGGGGUAAGCCUCCAUCCAAAUGACGUCAUGGUAUCUUUUGAUGUUACAUCCAUUUUUACUUCUAUUCCCCAGGACCUGGCGAUUGAGACAAUCGAGCUGCUUCUACAAAGUAAAUACGAUGAAACGGAUAAUCGUCUUGGACACGCCCAAGUCCUUCAGCUCUUGAAGCUCUGUCUCAAGACGUACUUCACGUUCGACGGGACAAUCUACGAACAGGUGAAGGGCACACCAAUGGGUUCGCCGAUUUCGGGGUUCAUCGCCGAGGCGGUCCUGCAACGGUUAGAGUCGUUGGUCUUCCAACACCACAAACCGAAGUUCUGGGCCCGGUAUGUGGAUGAUACCUUCGUCGUUAUCGACCGGGAUCAACUGCUGACAUUUAAGUAA
This is a messenger RNA of Spirometra erinaceieuropaei, 6862 nucleotides long. Lineage: Eukaryota; Metazoa; Platyhelminthes; Cestoda; Diphyllobothriidea; Diphyllobothriidae. The record is from the annotation of a GenBank genome assembly.